This is a messenger RNA of Nelumbo nucifera (sacred lotus), 1990 nucleotides long. Its product is annotated as L-ascorbate oxidase homolog. Gene Ontology annotation, molecular function: copper ion binding; oxidoreductase activity. Lineage: Eukaryota; Viridiplantae; Streptophyta; Magnoliopsida; Proteales; Nelumbonaceae. The record is from RefSeq and is a predicted model, not a curated record.
GUUGCUCAUUUUCAGGCUUCUUCCCUCUCUUCUUCUCUAUUUAAGCAAACCCAUUGCUUUACUCUUCUGUACGCUAAGCUGUGAUUCUGUGAACAGAGCAGAGUCCUAUCUCCUCUGUUCCUCCCCUGCCCAUCGAACGACACUUCUCAAGUCCCACUUCAGUAAUUGAAGGCCGAUCGAGAAGCUUUUUUUCGCUGAUAAAAUGAGAGUAGCAAUGUUGCUGCGUCUGAUCUUAGGAGUUUUGGCAUGUUUGAGUGUCUCUCUGGUGAAUGCAGAGGACCCGUACAAAUAUUAUACGUGGACUGUAACCUAUGGGACGAUUGCUCCUCUGGGCGUCCCUCAACAGGCUAUUCUUAUUAAUGGCCAAUUUCCUGGUCCUAUACUUGAUGUUGUAACCAACGACAACAUUAUCUUGAACCUCAUUAACAAGCUAGACCAGCCUUUUCUAUUGACAUGGAAUGGCAUUAAACAAAGGAAGAACUCUUGGCAAGAUGGAGUACUGGGAACCAAUUGCCCAAUCCCACCAAACUCAAACUACACAUACAAGUUCCAGGCAAAAGAUCAGAUUGGAACCUACACUUAUUUCCCAUCCACUCAGCUGCACAAAGCUGCUGGUGGGUAUGGAGGUCUGAAUGUCUAUGAGAGGCCCCAGAUACCAAUCCCAUUUCCUAACCCUGCUGGUGAUUUCACAUUACUUGUUGGUGAUUGGUACAAGACCAACCAUAAGACUUUACAGCACUAUUUGGACUUAGGGAGACCUCUUCCUUUCCCUGAUGGCCUUCUAAUAAAUGGCCAAGCUCAUGCUUCUUUUAGUGGUGAUCAAGGUAAAACCUACAUGUUCAGGAUCUCCAAUAUGGGCUUGUCAACCUCAAUCAACUUCAGGAUUCAGGGUCAUACAAUUAUGCUAGUUGAAGUCGAAGGGUCUCACACCAUUCAGAACAUCUAUGAUUCUCUUGAUGUACAUGUGGGCCAAUCUGUGGCUGUCCUAGUCACACUAAAUCAGGCUCCAAAAGACUAUUAUAUUGUUGCCUCCACACGAUUUACGAGAACUGUUCUCACAGCAACUGCAGUGUUACAUUAUACUAAUUCUCAAACCCCAGUUUCUGGUCCAGUGCCUCCUGGUCCUACUUACCAAAUUCACUGGUCAAUGCAGCAGGCCAGAACUUUCAGGUGGAACCUGACGGCAAGUGCAGCCAGACCAAACCCUCAAGGCUCAUAUCAUUAUGGGAAGAUAACAACAUCAAGGACAAUUUUCUUGGCUAACUCAGCUCCUCUGGUAAAUGGCAAGCAACGCUAUGCUAUUAAUAGGGUCUCCUACAUUAACUCAGAUACCCCACUCAAGCUUGCUGACUAUUUCAAUAUCCCUGGAGUCUUCAGUCUGAACUCCAUCCAAACAGCACCUGGUGGAGGUCCUGCAUACCUUGCUACCGCUGUGAUGCCAGCUUUUCUCCAUGAAUUUAUUGAAGUUGUCUUCCAAAACAAUGAAAAUACCAUCCAAUCUUGGCAUCUUGAUGGUUAUGAUUUCUGGGUUGUUGGCUAUGGUCGUGGGCAGUGGACACCAGCCAGCAGAAAACACUACAAUCUAGUUGAUGCGCUUACUAGACACACUGCUCAGGUGUAUCCAUAUUCAUGGACCACCAUAUUGAUCUCCUUGGAUAACCAAGGUAUGUGGAACUUGCGGUCUGCAAUAUGGGCAAGGCAGUAUUUGGGGCAGGAAUUCUAUCUAAGGGUCUGGAGCCCAGACAAAACCCCGGCCAAUGAAUAUGACAUUCCACCAAAUGCCCUCCUUUGUGGCAGAGCUAGGGGAUUGCAUGCUUAAGAUAAUUGACAAUUUACCCAAUUGCCUAUUUAUGUAACCUUUUCAUUUUCAGUCACAAGGGUAUGACUGCCAGAAAAAAAAAAUGCAGAGAAGAAAGGAAAGCAUCCAGAAUGUAACCCCAUCUCCUAAUGUCUUAUAGCAAAAGCAGUAAUAAUAAUUUGUUUAUUUUUA